Messenger RNA from Lathyrus sativus (Indian pea), 540 nucleotides. The record is from the annotation of a GenBank genome assembly. Lineage: Eukaryota; Viridiplantae; Streptophyta; Magnoliopsida; Fabales; Fabaceae.
AUGGCUUCUGAUAAAUCUACAAUGGAUAGCGUUGUCUCAGCUCAACAUGGAUUAUACACAGUUCAUGAACUGAUGCAGAUAGCAAACAUAACAAUGUUAAAGAUAUGGUCUAUACUUAUUUCCAAGGCAGACAAGCAUGCAAGGACAGUGAUGGUGGAAAUGGGUGGAUUAGCAUUCUUACUAGCAGUAAUACCAUUCAAAUUUUUCUUAAUGGGUCUCAUCGUGUUGCAUCGUGAUAUAAAGGGAUCGAACCUUCUUGUUGAUAAUGAAGGAGUUAUUAGGAUUGCUGAUUUUGGAUUGGCUUCCUUCUUUGAUCCUAAACACAAGCAACCUAUGACUAGUAGGGUGGUUACUUUAUGGUAUCGAUCUUCUGAACUUCUUCUAGGAGCCACUGAUUAUGAUGUAGGCGUGGACCUGUGGAGUGCUGGUUGUAUCCUUGCUGAAUUAUUGGCUGGAAGGCCUAUUAUGCCUGGUCGAACCGAGGUGGAACAACUGCAUAAGAUAUUUAAGCUAUGUGGUUCUCCUUCUGAAGAAUAUUGA